Homalodisca vitripennis (glassy-winged sharpshooter) is the source of this 1404-nucleotide messenger RNA. RefSeq names its product guanylate cyclase soluble subunit alpha-1-like. The record is from RefSeq and is a predicted model, not a curated record. The coding region runs from base 363 to 602 and encodes 79 amino acids. NCBI's taxonomy places the organism in Eukaryota, Metazoa, Arthropoda, Insecta, Hemiptera, Cicadellidae. Gene Ontology annotation, cellular component: guanylate cyclase complex, soluble. Gene Ontology annotation, molecular function: guanylate cyclase activity. The transcript has 2 exons. Gene Ontology annotation, biological process: cyclic nucleotide biosynthetic process; response to oxygen levels.
UAGUCGGUGUCUAAACAUCCAGGUAUUGUCUGUUUGGUCAUAACGUGACCAUCGCUAAUAAGAUGGAGUCACACAGCGAGGAGAUGCGGAUUAACAUCAGUCCCACCACGUACCAGUGAGUAGAGAUAUUCAGUGACCAAGUAUUAAAUAUAGUCGGUGUCUAAACAUCCAGGUAUUGUCUGUUUGGUCAUAACGUGACCAUCGCUAAUAAGAUGGAGUCACACAGCGAGGAGAUGCGGAUUAACAUCAGUCCCACCACGUACCAGUGAGUAGAGAUAUUCAGUGACCAAGUAUUAAAUAUAGUCGGUGUCUAAACAUCCAGGUAUUGUCUGUUUGGUCAUAACGUGACCAUCGCUAAUAAGAUGGAGUCACACAGCGAGGAGAUGCGGAUUAACAUCAGUCCCACCACGUACCAAUGCCUGAAGGACAUCCCAGGAUUCGAGUUCGAAGCACGCCCUAAGGAAUGCCUGCCGGCGGAGUUCCCCCAGGAUACCGAAGGCACCUGUUACUUCCUGAACCGCUACCUGCAUCCUUCACUACCGGAAGGACGAUGUGUUGAGGACCACGUGGCCGCUGGAAUGGCAGCAGUUUCCGGCCAGUAGAAAUCUCCUUCUCUGGGCCACUAGGAGCGUUCUUCAGUGGAUACCAUCACAUUAUAUAUGCAUAUAGAUGUUCUAAAUAUGACGGUCUCUGGCAGCUUGAGACAAAAUAUCUUCCGAAGACAUGUGAUUAUGCUCUAUCAUAAAUGUCUUAGACCACUUGCCCUGACCGUAUCUCUAGUGUAAUGUUCUGUCUGGAGACUACUUCUGACAGACACUCCAGGAUACAGAAGGCCCUGUAAAUGUUAACUGGGAGUAUUUUCAUAACCUACCUACCUGAUGGAUGGCCCUCAGAUUGAGAUGCCAUUGCAAACAAGAACGUGUUAUGAAUUGUAUAAAUUUAUUUUUCUUAGAAAUGGAAGCGAUAAUUCUACUGCCGCUUGGAAUUCCUAUAUUUUCGUAUUGGUUUGUGUAUUAUUUUAAAUGAUGUGCUUCAGCCUGAAAAAAUAUUUAUAGAAGCACUACUGAAACAAACCGUAAUGGAAUAGAAAGUUGAAACAUUCACUAAUUAGUACAUUAGAUGAAAACAUUAUUGGUACAUGUUCCCCACUACAUUUAAGUUAUGGAAUGUGUGGAGAACGACGUAAAUUUUAAAAUGCAAACGUAAUACUAUGCAACUGUUUUCAACCGCAAAUAUGCAAACGAACUAUAGAGUACGGAUAAUAUAUUCUAAAUCAUAAUUGAGAGACAUAAUCAUAAUGGUUAUGUAUAUAUUUUUAUAAGAAUCACGCCAAACGUCUUAUAAGUAAAAUUUUUGCAUCACUCAAAUACAUGAUAAUACAAUUCUAUAGACGACGCAAAGUAA